AUGACGUCAAAUUAUUACAUUUCAACUGAUCGUGUGGCUAGUAGUGGUGGCAGUUCGAUGGAUCUAUUAACAUGUUCAAUUUGUCAUAAUCUUCUAUGGAAACCUGUUGCAUGUAAAACAUGUGAAAACUCAUUUUGUUUAUCCUGUAUGGACCAAUGGUUGGAAACAAGUAAUGGUAAGACAUGUCCAAAUCAAUGUCAAUAUGAACAACGUAAAUGUCCUCCGUUAAUGCUACAAUUGCUAUCAAAAUUAAAAAUUAAAUGUCAAUGUCAAAAAAAUGGUUGUCAACACAUUCUAGGUUAUGAGCAACUAGAACUGCAUGAAUCCACUUGUGAUUAUCAACUAAAACGAUGCUCAGGAUGUCAGCAAAACUUUUUGAAACGAGAUCAUUUUCAACACGAGCAACAAUGUGGACAAAUCAAAGUGACCUGUGAACGAUGUCAAACCGUUUAUGAGCGAGAACAGACUCAUGAUCAGAUUCAAUGUUUAAAUAAACGUCAAGACAACAUGCAGAAAGAAAUCAAUUUAUUGAAACUACAAAACAUGGCAAAUGAGCGAACAAUUCAACAAUUACAAACUGAAUUAAGUCAAGUCAAAUCAAAACAAACAACCAUGAAUGCUCCUUUUCAACUUUCACCACAACCUGCAUUUUUUCCACGUCCUCACCCUCCUGCAUCUUUUCAACGUCCACUAUCUUCUGUAUUUAUACCUUCUCCAAUCAACCACCUACAAAAUCGUUUUAGUUCACAUUAA
Molecule: messenger RNA, 753 nt
Organism: Didymodactylos carnosus
Lineage: Eukaryota; Metazoa; Rotifera; Eurotatoria; Philodinida; Philodinidae
Source: the annotation of a GenBank genome assembly